AUGGCUCAACCCUACACAGAGCUCGCCGCUCAACCGCCAGAUCCAUUAUCAAGCUCGAACGGCCAAGUGUCACAAAGCCGCUGGCGUAGGUUCUUUGCGGCAGUCGGGAAGGAUAACGGGGCCGAUGGGUCAUCGCUGGCCCAAAAUAGCCAAAACCUGGAGCAACAACAGCCGCAGCAGCAACCGCAGCAGUCGGGACAACACGACGACGACGACGGGAAAGACGAUGACAGCAAAACCGGUAUUAUUCAACGUGUCUCCCGCAAGGUCGUCCCCGGACUUCCCCGCACGCAAACGUUCAAACGCCAGCGUUCCGAGGUACGGAGCCGACUCGAAGCGGUGCUCCCGAGCGCCGCAGAGCGAAGAGCUGUCUCGGUGGACAGGCGCUUGCAGGACAACGCCGCGGCUCUGAACAACAGUGAUCCGCGGGCCAGCGCGCCGGACUUCAUCCACCAUUUCCUGAGCAGCCCGCCCUCGCCUAGAUAUCCCAUGAGCCCCCUGGAAGACCUCGGUCACGACGACUUUACCAUGGAUAGGGAUUCUGUCACCGACCGCUUUACUCACGAGUCCGAUGGCCCCUCGAAGCAAGAGAUCCAGUCUAUGACCAAUUCGCAGUACGACGCCCUAAUCGAGGGUGAGCUGGAGCGCAAAUGGAUCCUCAACCUGUCCAUGCACUUCCGUGACAAGUCUAAGCGCGAGAAGUUCUUUGUGACUUUCCGUCAGCACGCGCAUCAUUGGCGACGGGUCACUGUCUCCCUCGACUAUCGCGAUGCUCCCAAGGACUCCCUCGAAGCUGAGCUAUCGGGGCCUCUCCUGCAGCGGGACAAGAGCGAGAAGAUCUACAUGGCUAUUCGGGACAGUCUAGCGGAGAUCGACUUCUAUGAGACGGUGACAAAUCUCAAACUGGAGACAAAGGAAGGGAGGCUACAUGUUCAUGUCGUCGAAGACGUUAAUGAAAUCAUUACCUACCCUCCUGUUCGCAUGGUCCAGCAUAUGGACUGCAGGCGUGUCAAGGAGCGCGAGAUCCAUUUUGACUCGCACAUGUCCGGAUUCGUGUACAGGGUUCGUGUUCACGGCCAGCUACUUGUCAAGAAAGAAAUCCCAGGCCCAGACACCGUUGACGAAUUUCUUUACGAGAUCAACGCACUCAACCAGCUGUGCGGGUCCCGACAUGUCAUACAAUUCUACGGCGUAGUUGUCGACGAUACAGAUGACAACAUCACGGGUCUCUUGAUUAGCUACGCCUCACAAGGCCCUCUGAUCGAUGUCAUCUUCGACAACCAACCCUCUUUAUCCUGGCCAAGACGGGAGAGGUGGGCUCGCCAAAUUGUCAGUGGGCUGUCUGAAAUCCACGAAGCUGGAUUUGUCCAGGGCGACUUUACCUUAUCCAACAUAGUCAUCGACGGAAACGAUAACGCAAAAAUUAUCGACAUCAACCGUCGCGGGUGCCCUAUUGGUUGGGAGCCGCCGGAAGUAACGCCACUCGUCGAAAGUAACCAGCGAAUCUCCAUGUAUAUUGGCGUCAAGUCGGACCUUUACCAACUUGGCAUGGUCCUCUGGGCGUUGGCUAUGCAGAGGGAUGAGCCGGAUGCAGCCGGCCGUCCUCUGACCAUCCCAACGGAUGUCCCGGUACCAGCGUGGUACCGGGAAGUUGUGGGCAUUUGUUUAAAUCCCGAUCCCAAGGAGCGGCUCCAGGCUGGCAAACUACUCGCGUGGUUCCCAGAGUUAGACGACACGAUGCAGAACGGCGGUCCAGCCGCCGAAUUGACGUUGUCGCUGACACGCCGGGAUAAUCCCCGUCCCGAAUACCUAUCUCCGCCUGGUGUGCCGCGGAUCAGGACAGUCCGCCCACCCGACGAUUGGACGUACAUGGGCUGGGGUAACCACCACCCUGCUGCCGAAGAGCCGUUUUACUACUCAAGCCGCGGCCGAUCUCCCCCGUCCCCGAUGCCCAGCAAUCACGGCGACUACGAUUCGGGACGGUUUCCACCCCGAAUGUAUGCCUGGUCCGCCGAUGGCUACAACCGUAUGCCGGCCGUACCCUCUGUUAGCGAUGUCCUGCUGAAAGGCUCCAGAGGCGGCUCCGAGGCCGGUUAUGGGGAAGAUGAGGGGGGUCACGGGGAAACAUACGCCGAUGCGCCGUAUCGGUUCCGAGGGGCUGCCGCUGCGGCAGACGUAAGCGGGGACGACGAAUCGUAUGUGAGCCGAGGGCGAUCACGGCCGAGGAGGAGGGUCACAGCAGCAACAUAUGACGACCAAAGUUCGGUCCAAGCGUCGACCUGGGGGAUGAUGUCGGACCAUUGGCAAAGCACAGCAGACGGCAAGGGGGGUCAGCAUAACACUGGACGGGCUUCGCAGGCUGAUAGCGGCAAGGAUUUCACCACCGAAAGGGCAAGCACGCCUCGAGAGUACCGCAGUUACGAUGGUGAGAGUCGGGAGCGAUCUGUGUCCCGCGGCAGGAGAAGGAGGUCUACGAUUGAGUCCGUAUCGGGGAUGGGGGCACGACAGGCGAAGGCUAUGGCCUCAGUGGCGACGAUGACCACCGAACAAUCAGCCCAUGCUCCUUCCUUCGGUACCAGCAAUACCUUCAAUCACACCGACUCCCAAACCGACGAUACGGAAGACGAGGGCGAGGACAUGGACAGAGAUGAAGACAAGACCAUGCACAUCCCGGCGAAAACGUCCCGUGGACAAGCAAGCGCUAAAGAAACAACAGCCCUGGUUUCGUCGACACCUACGCCAGCAACGAUGGCCGCGGUAGCAUCGCAGCAAGGAACAACGCCACAGCAAACUAACUCCAACAGUAUGACCACCACCACAACACUCCCUCCCCCUCCUGUGGUGCCUACGACUGCUCUCUCGCAACCCCGCCGCUCCUCCGACGAAGACCUCAAGGGCGUUGGGUCCGCGUACGAUCCAGACACUCUCGGCCCACAUAUUACCGGUAAUAAUCGUAAUAGUAUCGGCAACUACCACCAGCGCCAUUGCCAGAAGAACUCGAGCUACAACGAGAACAAACAACGACAGCACGCGGAUACCGACCUGGACAUGGUCAUGGAAAUGGAUAUCGACAGAGACUUGGAUUUAAACUCGGAUUUGGAUUUGGACUCGGAUUUGGCUUCGGAGUUGGAUCAGGAAUUGAAGGCGCUUGGGUCGGAUAUGGAUUUGGAUUUGGGCUUGGGUUUGAAGGAGGAUUUUGGAAAGGGGUUAGGUAAGGGUAAGGGUAAGGGAAGGGAUACGAAAGUGGCUGCGUAA
Dichotomopilus funicola is the source of this 3255-nucleotide messenger RNA. RefSeq lists its product as uncharacterized. The coding region runs from base 1 to 3255 and encodes 1084 amino acids. The record is from RefSeq and is a predicted model, not a curated record. The transcript has 2 exons. NCBI's taxonomy places the organism in Eukaryota, Fungi, Ascomycota, Sordariomycetes, Sordariales, Chaetomiaceae. Gene Ontology annotation, molecular function: protein serine/threonine kinase activity; ATP binding. Gene Ontology annotation, biological process: protein phosphorylation.